Messenger RNA from Balaenoptera acutorostrata (minke whale), 1933 nucleotides. RefSeq names its product ER membrane protein complex subunit 10 (gene EMC10). The transcript has 7 exons. Gene Ontology annotation, cellular component: EMC complex. Bases 73 to 855 code for a protein of 260 amino acids. The record is from RefSeq and is a predicted model, not a curated record. Lineage: Eukaryota; Metazoa; Chordata; Mammalia; Artiodactyla; Balaenopteridae.
GGGCCGUUCCUCCCGGCGUGCUCCGCGGCGCCCGGCUCACUCCAGCCCCUUGGCUGGUGGGACGGGGCCGAAAUGGUCGCGCCCGGCGCUGGGGCGACUCGGCUGCUCCUGCUCUUGCUGAUGGCGGCAGCAGCCCCCAGCCGGGCGCGGGGUAGUGGUUGCCGGUCCGGGGCCGCUGUGCGGGGGGCGGGGGCAGAAGGUCGAGAGGGUGAGGGCUGCGGCGCCGUGGGGCUGCUGCUGGAGCACUCAUUUGAGAUCGAUGACAGUGCUCACUUCCGGAAGCGGGGCUCGCUGCUCUGGAACCAGCAAGAUGGCACUUUGUCUUUGUCGCAGCGGCAGCUCAGCGAGGAGGAGCGGGGCCAGCUCCGGGAUGUGGCCGCGCUGAAUGGCCUGUACCGUGUCCGGAUUCCACGGCGGCCUGGGGCCCCUGACGGCCCAGAAGCCGGUGGCUACGUCUCCUCCUUUGUCCCCGCGUGCUCCCUGGUAGAGUCGCACCUCUCGGACCAGCUGACCCUGCACGUGGACGUGGCCGGCAACGUGGUGGGGGUGUCGGUGGUGACGUACCCUGGAGGCUGCCGGGGCCACGAGGUGGAGGACGUGGACCUGGAGCUGUUCAACACCUCAGUGCAGCUGCAGCCGCCGGUCCCGGCGCCAGGGCCCGAGACGGCAGCCUUCAUCGAGCGCUUGGAGAUGGAGCAGGCCCAGAAGGCCAAGAACCCCCAGGAGCAGAAGUCUUUUUUUGCGAAAUACUGGAUGUACAUCAUUCCCGUGGUCCUGUUCCUCAUGAUGUCGGGAGCACCGGACGCCGGGGGCCAGGGCGGGGGUGGCGGCGGCGGCGGAGGUGGUGGCCGGUGAGGGGCCCAGGGCCCGUGAGUGCCCCAUCCUCUUUCGCUCAGCGGACGCCCUUCCUGCCCAGCGUGCUCGUGUCCUUGGUCAUCACAGGAAGGAUUUGCCGGCCCCUCCUGUCUCCCCGUCGCAUGAGGGUAGGAGAGCGCCCCCUCCCCAGGAGUCCCUUCCCUCUGGGCCUUGGCGUUACUGGUGGCGGAAGGGCGGCGGGUUCUGGGCCCUGCUGCACCCCGCCCUCCCCUGUGGCCCUGCUGUAGCCCCAGAGGCUUCCCUUUGCCACAGGGUAGAGCCCAAGCUCCUGGUCCAGCUCUGACCUCACUUCUGGUUCUCCCCACUCCACCCCCUGAGGCCCUGCAGUUUGGGAACAUGCCUAGUUCUCUCCAGCCUCUGUGCCUUUGUUGUGGUCUUCUCGCCCUGCCUGGCCAGGUUAGAUGAUACCCCUAACUUGUCUGACACUGGAUUGGGACACCAGCCUCCUGUCUGUCUGCCCUUGAGGGCACCCUGGGCUCCUCGCAGCCCAGAGCUGGCACAGAGCGGGGGGGGUGGGGGGCUGGCCACGGGUGCCCCCUUUUCCAUCCCUCCGUGCAGCCCUGUACCCUGUUUUGGCCUAUAUCUGCCCACGGCUCUGAGUGGGAGUUGAGAAUUCCUGCCAUCAGGAUGCCAGGCCCUCCAUAGGCUUCUGGGCUUGAAGAAGUGAUGUUGAAAGUCAAAACAAACAUUUAGUGGAGUCAGGGGCCAGAUGAUGUAAAUAGAAUCCCUUUCCUGGCUUGGGUAUCUUCCCUGGGACUUUGCUGGGUCCUUGCUAUCUAUAUCUCCUCCUCCUUUCGUCUAUUUAAAAACAUUGACAAGGCAACAUAUUGAAAUAGGUAAACAUUUUGGAAAGUUACAACUUGCAGCAGCCAGUGCAACUGUUGACUUGGCUAAGAGGCAGUCAGGAUGUACCAGUGCUGCUGAAUUCCCUUGGUCACUGUGUGUGUUAUUCAGAAACACCAAAAAAUGGCUGCCAUUGUCAUGGUAACGGCUGCAUCAGGCUCCACGGUGUCUGGGUAGCAGAUUAUUAAACGGUCCCCCAAACGUUCAACGUUCA